Halichondria panicea is the source of this 1109-nucleotide messenger RNA. RefSeq lists its product as uncharacterized. The record is from RefSeq and is a predicted model, not a curated record. The coding region runs from base 246 to 1109 and encodes 287 amino acids. The transcript has a single exon. NCBI's taxonomy places the organism in Eukaryota, Metazoa, Porifera, Demospongiae, Suberitida, Halichondriidae.
AUGUUCUUCUACUUGCCUGCCAGUAUGGGGUUACCGAAAUCGUGGAAUAUCUUCUGAAUGACGUUGUUGGCUGUGAUCCCAAUAUCAAAGAUGACGAUGGACACACACCACUCUUUCUUGCAAAGAACAAGGAAAUCAUUCUACUCUUGUUGCAACAUGGAGCUACUGCCGAAGAUGUCUAUACCAAUCAUCGCAAAGCUCUUGGUAACGUGUUUUCAAAGGAUCCCCUGAAAAACCCAGUGAAGAUGCUUGUUAUCGGUCAUGGUGGAGAAGGAAAGAGCACUCUCAUUAAAGCAAUGGAACACGAGCCAAAUGCAUUCACAUCUCUAGUCAACAUCUUCGUCUCUCCUAAAGAAGUCGAUGGAGUGAGCAAGAAAACAGCCGGAAUCAUCCCUCAAUUAUUCAAGAGUCGUGUCUUUGGAGAUGUGUUGGUCUACGACUUUGCUGGUCAAGAGGUCUACUACAGCAGCCAUGUUGCCAUUAUCAAGAAUACAGUCGAUACGUGUCCACCCGUUUUUGUCAUGGUAAUCGGUCUCCAGAAUAACGACACCAUCACAGCAACCUCCGUCUCCUAUUGGUUGGGAAUUGUUGCCAACCAGUGUGCCAAUAUGGAGGGCAAAGCACCACUCAUUGUGGUAGGUAGUCAUGCUGAUCUCGUGACAAGCACACAAGUGGAGCAAAAGAAGAAAAUUAUAGUACGAGCCAUUCAAAAGUUUCCAAUGUUUGAUCUUGCUGGUUUUGUUUCAAUGGAUUGUCGCUUUUCAAGUUCUGAUGGCAUGAUGAGAUUUAGGCAUAUUGUUGGAACUAGCUGUGCUUCCAUUCGAGAGCGGUUGUCUGUGAGCCUCAAUGCUCAUAUGUUUCUUGUCCACCUUCUUGACAAGUACUCGGGUGAGAUUGCUGUAACCCUGGAAGAAGUUCAAGGGAAAAUGAAGAUCGAGUUUCUAGAAAAGAUGAAAAAGUUCUUUCUUUCGUGCCUACCAGCAUUCCACGACUUGUUGAGAUCUGUGUUCAACUCAGUGACAAAGGUCAUAUUCUUUUCCUUUGCAAUGCUUCCUUUCCAGAAAAGAGCUUUAUCGUUAUUGACAAAUCGAAACUCUUGGCUGAAGUAA